AUGAGCCAACCCUACAGUGCCCUGCUUCCCCUGUUGCAGAGGCACUGCGGAUGUACCCACCUGUACCGCGAGGCCGCCCGCGACUACAAGAUUUCGGGCGCGGACAUCGUUCUCCCGAAGGGCACCGGUGUCGUUAUCUCUGUGCUUGGUCUGCAUAACGACCCACGGUACUGGAAGGAGCCCCAGAGGUUCAUGCCGGCUCGCUUCAGAGAAGAAAACUCCAAGGACAGGCCGAACUACACCUUCCUACCUUUCGGCGAGGGACCCAGGCUCUGCCUAGGUAUGAGGGUCGCGUACCUGCAGGUGAAGCUCGCCCUCGUCCACAUCCUCAACAACUUCGAGGUGCUGCCAACACCGGAGACGCCCAGCAGUCUGCGGUACGAACCUUCCAAGUUAAUUGGAACUCCAGCUGGAAAAGUGGCUCUGCGUUUCAGGAAAAUUCCUGUGUGCUGAGCGUCCUCCAUUGCCAGCAGGCCGAGAGUCGCCAUAAGGUUUACAAUUUACAGAAAUAAAAGACAGUAACUGUACUUAUGGCGAUUGAUACGACUUAACAAAGGCAAUUAAUUAUCUUUAUAUUUGUAUGAGCUACACAGCUGUGCGUGUAGCUCACUAAUGUACAUAUUUAUACCAGGAUGUGUUACUUUGUUGUUAUGUAU
Schistocerca nitens (vagrant locust) is the source of this 656-nucleotide messenger RNA. Its product is annotated as cytochrome P450 6k1-like. The record is from RefSeq and is a predicted model, not a curated record. The coding region runs from base 1 to 453 and encodes 150 amino acids. Gene Ontology annotation, molecular function: iron ion binding; heme binding; monooxygenase activity. Lineage: Eukaryota; Metazoa; Arthropoda; Insecta; Orthoptera; Acrididae. The transcript has 2 exons.